Molecule: messenger RNA, 6160 nt
Organism: Tigriopus californicus
Lineage: Eukaryota; Metazoa; Arthropoda; Copepoda; Harpacticoida; Harpacticidae
Gene: Taf1
Product: transcription initiation factor TFIID subunit 1-like
Exons: 10
Coding region: 218-6109 (1963 amino acids)
Biological process (GO): RNA polymerase II preinitiation complex assembly; transcription by RNA polymerase II
Cellular component (GO): transcription factor TFIID complex
Molecular function (GO): TBP-class protein binding; histone acetyltransferase activity; RNA polymerase II general transcription initiation factor binding
Source: RefSeq, a predicted model, not a curated record
CAUCAACAACGACGGAGUGAGUCAUAGCUACAUUCGCACACCACAUCUGAAUGUGGGAUGGUGGUAGCCCGCCUAUCCAUCCAUCCAUCCAUCCUCUUAUUCUCAUGCAAGCGGACAGUGUGAGUGAUUGAGUGACUCGUUCGGUCUGUCUCCUGAAGCAGAGCCCGAAUCCGCCCCGUCCCAACGGACUAGACAGGUCAACCAGCCAGCCAGCACCAUGGCCUCGUCCUCCGACUCCGAGGAUGAUACCCGUUUCAACGAUGACGAAGAAGAAGACAACGAAGACGGCCCAUCCGAGGGGGGCUCCGCCUCAACCCGCCGCCCAGCCAGUGGUGCGGGUCUGUCGCUCAUGGGCCUGGUCUUCGGCAACAUCGACGCCCAAGGGCAGCUCACGGGCAGCGAUGUGUUGGACGCGGAUUCCAGCGCCAAGUUAGCCGGACUGGAGCAAUUGUUGGGCGGGCGAGGGGCGGCCGAAUUGGUGGAAGAACACGACCUACACCCUGAUCCCGACGACGAGUCGGCCUCGACCGCAUCCGGGGCCCACCCAGACAAGGAACAAGAAGAAGAGUACGAUGGCGUGUCCAAAGACCCCAAUGCCCAAGAUUUCGAGUCCAUGGACGAGGCUCUUUCGGAUGAAUCUGAUUCCAGCGAGGAUGAACAGACUCCGGCCACGGCCACGGCCAUCACCCCCGACACAGCCAGCGUCUCGGCCCACACGCCCGAUCCCAACGUGAAGGUGGAAAUUAAACCCGACCGUCCCCAAGAUCCGAAGCUGGAAAUGAAGCGCGAGGUCAAGGCGGAGGAAGAAGAUCCCGCCCCAUCGCCGUCCUCAUCGGCAGUGGCGGCGGUCGAUGAUUCGGGCCAAUUGAUGCCUCCUCCGGUGGACAUUCCGAAACCCGCGUCGGAGCCGUCCAUCAAGGUUGAGGCACCCCCCGUGAAACGCGAUCAUCGACCUUUAGCCAGUAUGCUCCCGGCCAAAUACAAAGAUGUGGAUGUCCAAGAGUUGUUUCCCGAGUUUCGACACGGGCAAGUCCUACGGUUUUCGCGUCUUUUUCCCAUCAAGGAGUCGCACUUGCCUCGUCCAUGGAAACAUCUCAAGAAAAAAGCCAAGAAACGGUUGCCCGAGAACUCCGGUCCCUCCGGCGAAGACGAGGUCGACGGCGGACCGGGUGGAGCCACGAGCGCGGACGACCCUCACACCUUUCGAACUUGGCAAUUCGACUACACGCCCUACGCCGAAGAUGCCAAUCUCUACGAGGAGGACGAUGCCGUCCGCUUUCAUAGACCCAAGGAGGAAAACUCGUCGGAAGAGGACGCGGCCGAAGGCAGAGAAAAAGAAAGCAAAGGCCCUAAAGCCACGGAUUGGCGUUGGGGACCGGCUCAAUAUUGGUACGACAUCCUAGGAGUACCGGAUAAUGUGGAAGAUUACGAUUAUGGUUUAAAGACGGCGCUAGAACACAUGGAUGACGAUGUCAUGCCCGACACCAAAGUCAAGCGAGAAAGGCUCGAGUCGAAUAAAGAGAACGAGAUGGACGCACCGAGUCAAAAACGUGCCAAGAUCGAGUUUCCGGAUGACGCGUUCUUAAUGGUAACCCAAACCAAUUGGGAGGAAGACGUGGUCUGGAACGGCGACGAUAUUCGUCACAAGCUUAAUUCCAAAACCAAUAUGGCCGGUUGGGUGCCGACGGGCGGCAAUCGAACGGCCGGGUCUUUCAGCCAACCGGGCAAAGGUGGCGGUCUACCGGGUAUCAAACUUCAGACCAUCAAAAAACCCGAGAAUGGCGACGAUAUUUUCUACUCCAUCUUCCCGGUCGAGAACGAGGAAUUGGCUUACGGCCGUUGGGAGGACGAAGUGAUUUGGGACACCGAGGAUGUGCCUAAAAAACUCAAACCGAAAAUGGUGUCCUUGGAUCCCAACGAUGACAACAUUAUCUUGGGCAUCCCAGAUGACAUCGACCCUUCGACUCUCCCCUCAGAUCAACCCGUGAGAAAAGUCAAGAUCAUUCAAAAGCACGUUAAGAAAUCGAGAAUGUUGCUGAAUCGAUCAGGUAUCAUUAGUGUGAUCGAAGAGGAGAGCCCACCUCCCCCGCCCAAAGUCGACAACAAAGAUCCGUUUAACAUCUCCAACGACGAGUUCUACCAAGUGAAGGCCCAAGAGUCUAUGAUUAAAGUGGCUCCCGGGGGAACCUUACUCCAGCAUGGAACCCCAGUGGUGGAAUUAUCUGCUCCAUUCGUGCCGACCCACAUUGGUCCCAUCAAGCUCAAGCAGUUCCAUCGAUGGCCUCUCAAACGGUUUUCUCAUGGCCCAUUAGCCAAUUACAACAACUUUGUGGGCGUGAAUCCUUUGACCAAACACAUCAAAAAGAAAGCCAGGGCACGAGAAGCGGAAAGACAAGCAGCGGGUGGAGGAGAAAUCUUCUUCAUGAGGACCCCCGAAGACCUCAGCGGACGAGAUGGUGAAUUGAUCUUAGUGGAAUACAUGGAGGAACAUCCGCCACUGCUCAAUUUAGUAGGCAUGGCCACCAAGAUUAAGAACUACUACAAGCGAAAACCGGGUAGCGACGCACCGUCGAACAAACCCAAAUACGGUGAACUCGUACCCGCACACACCAGCCCAUUCUUAGGACAAAUGGUGCCCGGUCAAGUUGUCCAGACCUUCGAAAAUAAUUUAUACCGAACGCCCAUAUACGAGCACAAAAUGCCCACCACCGAUUUCGUGGUGAUCCGAACUCGAAACGAAUACUCAAUUCGAGAGAUUGAUACCAUUUUCUGUGCCGGGCAAGAGUGUCCCUUGUAUGAAGUGCCUGGCCCAAAUUCGAAAAAAGCGAAUAAUUUUGCCAGGGACUUUCUACAAGUGUUCAUCUAUCGGCUCUUCUGGAGGUCUCCAGACAAUCCCAAGCGGAUCAAAAUGGACGAGAUCAAACGAGCUUUUCCCGCCCAUUCCGAAAGCAGUAUUCGUAAACGGCUCAAACCUUGUUCCCAGUUCCAUCGCACGGGUCAUGACUCCAAUUGGUGGGUUAUCAAGCCCAACUUCCGAUUACCGUCUGAGGAGGAGAUGCGAGCCAUGGUCACACCUGAGCAAUGCUGUGCCUUCUUCUCGAUGAUUGCAGCUGAGCAGAGACUUAGGGACGCCGGAUAUGGAGAGAAAUCACUAUUGGCCCAACAGGACGAUGACGACGAAGAGACCGCCAUGAAAAUGGACGAUGAAGUCAAAGUUGCCCCUUGGAACACCACCAGAGCCUACAUUUUAGCCAUGAAAGGCAAAUGCUUGCUGCAAUUGACGGGGCCAGCAGAUCCAACAGGUCCUGCCCGGGAAGGCUUUUCAUAUGUGCGAAUUCCCAAUAAACCCACCAAUAAAGAAGAAGUGGAACAAGCCCCCAAACGAACAGUCACGGGAACUGAUGCCGAUCUCAGGAAGCUACCACUGAAAGACGCAAGGAACAUUUUGCGUAAGAAUGGCGUCCCCGAAGACGAAAUAAAGAAGCUCAGUCGUUGGGAAGUCAUCGACGUGGUGCGAACUCUCUCCACGGAAAAAGUCAAAGCUGGAGAGGAUGGGGACCACAAAUUCAGCCGAGGAAAUCGAUUUUCCAUCGCUGAGCACCAAGAAAGAUAUCGCGAGGACUGUCAGCGGAUCUUUGAAACGCAAAAUCGCGUUCUGGCUUCGAAUGAAGUCCUCUCCUCCGAUGAAAGUGAAUCCUCGGAAGAGGAGGAAGUUAAUGACGAUGACUUGUUCGAAAUGGGAAAGAACAUGGAAAAUCUCCUGUCCAAUAAGAAGACCAGUUCCCAGCUAAACCGUGAGCGGGAAGAGAUCGAGAGGCGCAAACUGAAAAUGAUGAUGGACGAGGAUCGCCUUGAUAGCACGCCCCAGUCUAAUAAGCGGAAGAAAGACGACGAUGAACACAGCAAUAGUAGUCAAGGUCCAACCAAAUUCCUGAGGAUCACGCGCGUUUUCAAGAACCAAUCGGGCAAAGAAUACACUCGAACAGAAAUCGUUCGGAAGCCCAUGGUGGUGGAGACCUAUGUCAGGAUUAGGCAAACCAAGGAUGAUGCUUACAUCAAACAGUUUGCCACUCUGGACGACUCUGCCAAGGAAGAGAUGAAAAAGGAGAAGCGCAGACUCCAAGAACAACUUAGGAGGAUCAAACGGAACCAAGAGCGAGAGCGCCUUGGGCUCACCAAAUCAUCAAAGCGUAAGACAAAGGCCAAGCCCGACUUGAAACUACGAUGUGGUGCCUGUGGUGCCAAAGGUCAUAUGCGAACCAACAAAGCUUGUCCAAAGUUUGUUGGGGGCGAAUUCGAUGGACCUAUUAAUGUGGCUAUGACUGAAAGAGAUGAAGAAGAAUUGGAGAAAGAAAUCUACAUGGAAGAGACUGCCGAAGAAUCUCUAAUAAAUGUAGACGGGACGAAAAUGAAGCUGUCUGGCAAAGUUUUGAAACAUGCAGAUGAAAUCCGAAAGAAGACGAUGAUUCUGAAAGUUCCCAAGCAAACCUUGAAGGGAGGUCGACGACGUCGUGCCGGCACAGUAGAGCAUUGCGAUUACUUGACCAACAAGAACUAUAAACCCGUGAAGAGACGACGAACCGAUCCGGUCGUGUCUCUCGCCUCGUUUUUAGAGAGUCUUCAUAGCGAAUUGCGCGUUAUGGAUGAGGCCCUCCAAUUUUUGCAGCCUGUGAACACCAAAAAGGUUAUUGACUACUUGGACAAAAUCAAAAUCCCCAUGGAUUUGGCCACCAUUCGAGAAAGCAUUCAACGGAAAAAGUAUCAUAGUCGAGAGGAAUUUUUAGGUGAUAUGAGCCAAAUCGUGGACAAUUCCCGCAUUUAUAACGGCGAGCAAGACAUUCAUACCAUAAACGCCAAACGACUCUUUGAUGUGGUCAUCAAUAAGUUCUCCGAAAAUGAGGAAAAACUUCAAAAGCUUGAAAAAGCCAUCAAUCCUUUGUUAGACGAUGAUGAUCAAGUGAGUCUCUCCUACAUAUUCACUCAGCUCUUAGAGGAGAAACUCAAGGUUUUGCCGGAGUCGUGGCCUUUCGUCAAACCCGUCAAUCGAAAAGCUAUGAAACACUACUACGACAAAAUCAAGCAUCCCAUGGAUUUGGAGACCAUUUCGAAGAAGGUGGCUAAGCACACCUACCAUUCCAGCCGAGAGUUCCUCCACGACAUUGGACUUAUCUUCAAUAACAGCCUCGAGUUCAACGGACCUGAUUCCGAGUACACGAAGAAAGCCAAUAAACUCCUGGAAAUCUCUCAAGAGUUCCUGAACUCUUUCUCGGAGCACAUAUCUCAACUCGAAGACCGGAUCCGUGACACCCAAGCACGAGCCUUGGAGAACGCUGAUCUCGAAUCCACGACCAUGGAUGACAUGCCAGUGAAGAAAAAGCGAGGUCGACCACGCAAGAAGAAAAUGCCCCUGUCUUCGGAGUUCAUUAGCGAGGAUGCUCGAUCGCCCAAUCUUGAUGACGACGAUGACGACGAUGAAGACGCAAACGUGAACUUGGAGAAGGACCUUCAGUAUUCUAGUGACGAGGACGAUAUGGAAGACGACGAUUGGGAACCUGUGGAGGGCGAGGAAGGUUCCGUUACUGUCACUCUCGAUUCCAAUAUACAGCACCAGGACCAAGAAGUAGAUGUUGUAAACUUGGGCUCUAUGGGAUAUUACCAGGAAAUUCAGGCUGGUGACGGUCGUCCCGCUGUUCAAAUCGAAGCGCCCAAUAUUGUCUAUCAAGAGGAGGAACCCGUUGACGAGAACUACGAUCCAACUGAUUUCUUACACAAUUUGGGAGCCCCGCAACCCGUGGAGGCAAUGGAGCAGCAACAACAGCCGAUUUUGGUUCAGGAAGGCGAAGGUGUGGUUGAAGCCACCAUCACCAUGCCAGAUGAAGUGCAUGAAGCCAUUGACCUCGGUCAUCUUCAAGAAGAGCAACAGCUUCAACAACAACCGGCUGUGGAUGUAAUCAACGAUGACCUAAAUAUCACAGAUGAAUCCGACGAUGAUGACGAAGAAAGUGGAGAUGCUCCUCAAAAUUUGGACGACAAGACGGUAGUGGCUCCACCUGCUCCUUCCCUUAUUCCCGAACCACCUCCUCCCGAUGAGGAUGGCAUUUGGUUUUGACAUGGAACACUUUGUAUAUCUUAAAAUAAUAAUAUUCUAGCUUGUGCCGCG